UUUCUCAUCAACAUAUAUAUUUUAUUAAAAUUAUUUAACAAAUAUUGAAAAUAUAUACAAAAAUAUUAUUAUGUCGUUUCAUUUCACAUUUAAAUAUUACGCUAAUAGAAUAAUGUAGAAUUAUUUUAAAAUAUUUUAAAAAAGUUUAAAGAUGGCGAGUACUGAUUUCAUAUCAAAGGUUUGUUCAAUUGACGGGAAUAAUUUCUGCGCCGAUUGCGGCAGCAGAGCCCCUAGAUGGGCCAGUGUAAAUUUAGGAGUGCUCCUUUGUAUUAACUGCUCUGGCAUUCAUAGGACUCUCGGAGUACAUCUGUCACAAGUCAAAUCACUAACCUUAGAUAAUCUAAAACCUGACUGGAUUAAGUCAUUAUUGAGUAUCGGAAAUAAUGUGGCAAAUGCCUACUAUUUGUACAAGUUACCUCCUGAGGUAUCAAGGUACUACGCCUCAGCCUCUCCAAGUGAUAUGGAAAUUUGGAUUAGAAACAAAUAUGAAAAGAAGCUUUACGCCAUGGAUGGCCUAGACGAACCAUUUAUACUACUCUCCAAAGGAUACAACCCGAGAGAAUCUGUGUUAAACAGGACACUGCAUAACCAGCCGGUUCCUCAAUACAAACAUAGUCCGAAACAACCAGUCGCGGAUUUACUGAGUAUCGACGAAACCUUCGGAACGCGUUCCAACUACGAACAGAUAAAAUCCAACCUAAACGACGGUCUAAAUCCAUCCUAUGUUGAUGAUUUCAACCCUUUUUCAAUAGAUAACACCCAGAGGACGAAUGAUAUUUUUUGGCCUAAUGAUAACCAGACACGUUCAUACAAGGAUGAGCCCAGAGAAACACUUGGAGUUCCAGAUAUUCCCGAGCCUGAGGACUCUGACAAGAUACGAGACGCUAAAAUCGACGCGGCCAAAAACUCCAUCGCCAAACUUUUCCAAAACCCAACCCAAAUCGGAUUCAAAAAUAGUUCCUACAACUCCAUAGUAAGCCACUCCCUUUCACCUACACAAUACAAUAUUAAAAACCGAAUUGUGUAUCUGGAGACGGAUUGGACUUUGACAGCACUAACCUGAAGGAUAACUUACAGAGUUUAAACAGGAAUUUGUAAUCUUUAAUGUAAAUUUAUAUUUAAA
Theileria parva strain Muguga is the source of this 1123-nucleotide messenger RNA. RefSeq names its product putative GTPase activating protein for Arf family protein (gene ACAP3). The record is from RefSeq and is a predicted model, not a curated record. The coding region runs from base 152 to 1063 and encodes 303 amino acids. NCBI's taxonomy places the organism in Eukaryota, Apicomplexa, Aconoidasida, Piroplasmida, Theileriidae. Gene Ontology annotation, molecular function: GTPase activator activity. The transcript is spliced from 6 exons.